Molecule: messenger RNA, 1749 nt
Organism: Colletotrichum spaethianum
Lineage: Eukaryota; Fungi; Ascomycota; Sordariomycetes; Glomerellales; Glomerellaceae
Product: baeyer-Villiger monooxygenase
Exons: 3
Coding region: 1-1749 (582 amino acids)
Molecular function (GO): oxidoreductase activity
Source: RefSeq, a predicted model, not a curated record
AUGGGCUCCAUCGACCACCUUGAUAACGGCCGCCUCAAUGGCAAAGGUCUUAGCAAUGGCGCUUCAGACACAAACAUGGACUUCGAAGUGUUGAUUAUAGGCGGGGGCUUUAGUGGAUGCUACGCGCUUCACCACUUGCGCAAGCAGGGCUUCUCGGCGCACAUUGUGGAAGCCGGGUCUGCACUUGGAGGUGUUUGGCACUGGAACAGCUACCCUGGCGCGCGAGUUGAUUCGGAAGCGCCUUAUUACCAGCUGUCUGUCAGGGAAGCCUGGAAGGACUGGACGUGGACGGAGCGGUUCCCUGGACAUGAGGAGCUUAAGAGUUACUUUCGACACAUCGACAAAGCCCUCGACAUCUCCAAAGACGUAAGCUACAACACCGUCGUCGUAGGCGCGGAUUUUGAUACCGAGACGGCGAGGUGGAUCGUUAAAACGAACACUGGUCGAACCAUUACGUCGCGUUUCCUGAUCCCGGCGACCGGCAGCUCGAUGAAGCGGUACGAGCCUCAUUUCCCCGGCAAAGAGUCCUUCAGAGGCACCGUGGUGCACUCUGCAGCCUGGCCUAAAUCCGGCAUCGACUUUCGGAAUAAACGAGUUGCUAUUAUUGGGGCCGGAGCGACGGGUGUGCAAUGCGUGCAAGAGAUCGCGAAGCAGCCUGGCGUAGAGUUGACGGUGUACGUCCGCAACAUCAACAUAGCGGUCCCGAUGCAACAACGUGCGAUGUCGGAGCUUGAACAGCGCACCCUGAAGGCCAUCUAUGGACACUUGUUCACGGCAGCAAGAGAAAUCAAUCCAGGAAUCCCGUAUGACUACAACCCCAAAUCAACGGCAGAGACAACGCCCGAGGAAAGGGAAGCGUUGUGGGAGGAGUUGUGGCAACGGGGUGGGUUCAACUUCCAGACGGGCCAGUACACAGACUUUUUGUUGGACGAGGAGUCGAACCACUUGAUUUAUGACUUCUGGGCCAAGAAAACACGGGCGAGGAUUCGAAAUCCGGAGAAGAGAGCCAUCCUUGUUCCUGACAAGCAACCGUUUCCUAUAUCGACCAAGAGAAGCAGUCUGGAGCAGGACUAUUAUGAGUGUCUCGACCAAGACAACGUUGAGAUAGUGGAUGUGAAGAAGACAAGGAUCCGCGAUUGGACUGCACGAGGAAUCAUGACGGAGAAUGGGAGGGAGAGAGAGCAUGAUAUCAUCGUACUUGCGACAGGGUAUGAUAGCAUGACUGGUGCAUUGACCAGCAUGGGGCUACGUGGCAAAGACGGCGUUGAUUUGAAGGAAAGGUGGAAGGACGGCGUCUGGACAUAUCUAGGCCUCAUGGCUCGGGGGUGUCCUAACAUGUUUAUGAUAUAUGGGCCACAAGUAUUCACCAGAAGCUUACAAAAGACGGGUGUAGCUUCUACGGCUUUGACCAACGCGCCCCCGUUUAUCGAGCAACAGAUCGAGAUCAUAGCCGACUUCCUGGCCAAACUACGGAAGGAGAAGUCGGCCGAGGAACACUGGAAGAAAACCAUUCUGGCUAUCCACGAGGCGACACUCUUUCGCAUAUGUGACUCGUCGUGGUACAUCGGCGCCAAUAUUCCGGGCAAAAAGAAGGAGCAGCUGGUAUACGUCGGUGGGGUCCCUCAGUACAUCCAGUCUUGUCGGGAAGGUAUGAGCGACUGGGAGAACUUCGACGCUGUCAAAGAUGAAGGGCCCGAAAAGGACUCUGACGCCACCAGCGUUCUUCUGAAGAAUGAGAUCACUAUUUAG